This is a messenger RNA of Epithele typhae, 477 nucleotides long. RefSeq lists its product as uncharacterized. Bases 1 to 477 code for a protein of 158 amino acids. Gene Ontology annotation, molecular function: oxidoreductase activity; FMN binding. The record is from RefSeq and is a predicted model, not a curated record. The transcript has 5 exons. NCBI's taxonomy places the organism in Eukaryota, Fungi, Basidiomycota, Agaricomycetes, Polyporales, Epitheliaceae.
AUGGAGCACACUUACCAGGACAUGCGGAUGGAGGACCCGGUACUGCAAUUCACGUACCUCGUCGACCAGUUCAAGCAGCGCUUCCCAAAGUUGGCGUACCUCCAUGUCGUCGCGCCCAAAACGCUGGCCCACGUAGGGCCGAAGGACCCUUCGCAAGCGAACUUCAUUUACGACCUCUGGGCCCCCCGGCAUGUGAUCUCCACCGGUGGGUACGACCGCGAGUCUGGUGUGAAGACCGCGGAGGUCAUCGGAUACGGAAUGAUGUUCCUCGCGAACCCUGACCUGCCCUUCCGCCUGAAGAAGAACCUGGCGCUCAACGCUCUUCACUGCGAACCGCAUUCUACAUGGCUUCCGCCGAACGAUGACCAGCCGCUGUCUCCCAUCUUCGACGAGCCCGAGACCUUCGAUGGGCUAAGUCCUCGAACGCCUACCGUGGCGGUCAGCCCGGAUACUGGAGAGUCUAGAACGGCCUCGUGA